Ilex paraguariensis (yerba mate) is the source of this 2337-nucleotide messenger RNA. NCBI's taxonomy places the organism in Eukaryota, Viridiplantae, Streptophyta, Magnoliopsida, Aquifoliales, Aquifoliaceae. The record is from the annotation of a GenBank genome assembly.
AGGGAAAGAGUAAAACAUGACAAAGACAGGUACUAUCCUCAAUUAUUGUCAUGUCUUGAGUCCUUGCCAUCAACACAGCAUAUUGAUCAACCAGUAAUAGUGAAGGAAUUGAGUGAAGAAGACUCGUUAUUUGAUUCUCCAGCCUCCAUGGCAUGUGCAUUUAUGGCCACAGAAGACCCAAAAUUAAUGGAUCGCCUACAAAAUCUAGUUCAAAAAUGUCCUUAUGGGGUUCCAGCUAUGUAUCCAACAGAUGAAGAGCUCAUAAAACUCUGCAUGGUAAACCAUAUACAAAGACUAGGGUUGGCUGAGCAUUUUAAUGAAGAGAUUGAAGAAAUUCUGUCACACGUUUACAGGACCUACAAUCAUAAUGAAUCAAGACCGACAACAGUACUCAAUCUUGCACCAGCAAAGAUAUACAAAGACUCCUUGGCAUUUCGGCUCCUGCGGAUGCAUGGGUACAACGUAACUCCAUGGAAAUUCUGCUGGUUUCUUCUUCAUGAAGACAUCCUAAAUCAUAUAGAAGAAAACCAUGAACAUUUCACAAGCGCAAUGUAUAAUGUUUAUAGAGCGACGGAUCUUAUGUUUAAAGGAGAAUAUGAACUAGAGGAGGCAAGAUCACUUUCAGGGAAAGUACUUGAGAAAGCCAUUACACUGGGCACUCAAGGCCAUAAUCUCGCUAUUUUCCCAGGUUUUCAAAGAUUGAUUGAGAAUGAAUUGAGUGUUCCAUGGCUGGCUCGACUGGAUCAUCUUGAUCAUAGACUAUGGAUUGAAGAAAACAAAGGCUAUCCUCCAUGGAUUGGAAAGCCCUCCUUCUUUAGGAAUCAGACGCUUCUGCAUAAUGAGAAGCUAAUGAAACUUGCCGUCAAAAACUACGAGUUCCGGCAAACAACAUACAAGAAUGAAUUGGAGGUGAUGAAAAGGUGGUCCAAGGAAUGGGGACUUAGCGACAUGGGUUUUGGGAGAGAGAAAACCACAUAUUGCUACUUUGCUUUCGCUUCUAGCAGUUCCUUGCCUCAUAACUCUAUGAUCCGAAUGAUUUUUGCCAAGACUGCCACACUUAUAACUGUUGCUGAUGAUUUUUUUGAUAUGGAAGGUGCUCUUAAUGAAUUGAAACGCUUAACAGAUGCAGUUCAAAGAUGGAAUGGCGAAGGUCUAACCGGCCAUGGAAAGGUAAUCUUCAAUGCCCUUGAUGGUCUUGUGAGUGACCUUGCAUCAGAACACCUCCUUCAACAAGGAAGCAACAUAACAAAAAAUCUUCGAGAUAUUUGGCGCGAAACAUUCGUGUCCUGGUUGGUUGAAUCGACGUGGAGCAAAACUGGAUACGUACCCUCCAUGGCUGAAUACCUUGAGUUUGGCGCGACGUCUAUCGGAACACAUACUAUGACACUCCCAGCUUCAUGUUUCCUAAGCUCGAGCUUAUCACCGGAGAAAAUCAAUCCUGUCCGGUAUGAAACUGUCACAAAGCUGCUCAUGGCUAUAGCUCGUUUGUUAAAUGAUACUCAAAGCUACCAGAAGGAAAUAGAAGAUGGGAAAAUUAACUUCGUCUUACUCCACAUGAGAGAAAAUCCAGAGGCAACCAUAGAUGAUUCAAUUGCUUACACUAGAGAGAUACUUGAAGAGAAAAAGAAAGAGUUUCUUCAACAUGUUUUGAUGGAUGGUUUCAGUGAUCUACCAAAACAAUGCAGGCUUCUUCAUCUUUCAUGUCUGAAAGUAUUCAAUAUGUUCUUCAAUUCCACCAACCUCUUUGAUUCCAACACUGAACUGAUUCAAGACAUAAAGAAAGCCAUUUAUGUUCCUCUUCAAGUUCAAAACAUGACGCGUGUAAAGCUUCCAUUAUUGGUUCAUUCAAGUCCCAAAAAAUACAGUUCUAUAACCACUGCUCAGUUCACUCAUGGCUUGAAGUAUCACAACAGCAGGAGGAUUAUCAGACACCCAAUCCCGAAAAUUGAUUCAGUAGAUGGCUGUGGGAAAGGGUUUAUCUCAACAAUGUUCAAGUUUUGCUUUGCUUGAAUGAUAAGCUUUUCUAACCUCCAUUUGGUAUCAUGUUUUGGCUCCUUUAGUACUUGUUUGAUGUGUGAUUGGUUAGUUUAAGAGCACGUCUUGGCGUUGCGGUAAGACUAUUCUAUGGUGGCCUGGGCUUCACUGAUUCGUGUUAUGAAGAUCUCGUAGUAAUGAAACUCUUGAUUUGUACUUUAAACUAAACUUGUAAUUGAUCUUUGAAAUUAAGCAAUGCACUCCAUUUUUUUUCCUUUUUGUCCAAGUUGUAGUUCUUGGGACUCUGGGUUUUAUACUUGUGUCUUGUAUCAUUGAGGGAUCGUUUUACUAUGUAUUCGUGUC